GCUAAAGAUCCUUCUUCGAAGAAGAACGAAAGGGACGGUUGGUGGGCUUGUUUGCUACGGGCUCGUGUCUUGCCACCUCCCUUAGUGGAGGCUUUUUACGAGGUUGAAUUGGUUGCACUUGGUCCUGCCCAUCUUUCUGUGGAAUAAUUCGUUCGUCAAAGAUUCCUGUUGCUUAAAAUAAAGUCCCUUGGCGUCGACAGGCUUCAUUCCUUUACUGGAGCCAUGGCUUUGGGAAUGGUCUCCCGAUUGAAGCAUUGCUUGUGGAUUGGUCUUGAGGCUGCCCAACUGCAGAAUACUAACAUUGGAAAAUAAGAAUAAAGAAAAUCUCAUGCAUCAGGACCGAAGGCCUGCCCAUCAUUUUAUUGUGGUCUCUGCAUGCCAUGGAUCUUAUGGACAAUUAAUUGAGGAUUUUUGCCUCAGCAAAUUUAAAUCUGACAUGGAAAUUCUCAGGAAGAUGCUGUGGUGCGAUUGGGAUAAGACUUUGGACUGUUACAAGGAGCUUACCAAUUGCACCAUCCUGAUAUCUGAGAAACUGGAUUGUUAUUGGCCAAACCAACUGGUGGAUCAGUUCUUCAUAACAAUUCAUAGGCACUACUUCAAAAGUUGCCCUGUUUCAGGAAGGGCUGUAGGAGACCCCCCUAACACAAUUUUAUGCCCAUUCAUUGUUGUACCAAUUUUUAUCACCCUAUUCAUGAUGGCAUUGGUAGUGUGGCGAAGCAAAUACAGUGAAAGCAUUAUUUAAACUUUUUCAAUAACAUUGGUGAAGAUGAACCCCAAAGUUUCCAACCUGCAAGCUGUACUGAAGUCUAUUUUGCUGUUUCUUUGAUAGAGUUCUGGAUACCAGAACAAAGUAUUUUUAGGUGGUAUCUAAUAGCAAACUUUCUGCUACCUAGAGAAAAAAACUGUAUUCUUCUUGAGUUAACAAAUAUUUUGCUUAAGUCAAGAGAAUGCAUUGAGAAAUUGUUCUCGUUGUCUGAACUGGUAUUAAUAUUACGGACAUGCUUGUACUAUUGCUGCUUCAAUCUUCUUCAAAUUUAAGCUUCUCUUUCCUGAUUCCUUCAAUAUAUAUUUUAUUGUCCUUGGUAAUUACACAUUUCCCUUGGGCUUAUGCACUAUUUUUUUUAGAUAAAGUAAUUUAAAAAAAAUGUAGGUAUGUGUAUGAUGAGAUAAAUCAUUUCAGUUUAUUUUGUUGGUUAAAAUCACUGGAAAACCAAUAUAUAUUGUUCAUUGUGUUAAUUUUUCUGGCUGAAAAAUUAACACAGCAGCAGUAUUUUUUAGCAAAUCCUAAUUCAGUGAAAUAUUAUCACUAUUUCUUAAGCAUGUUAAUGUUUUACCUAAUAGAUUACUUUUGUAUGAACAAAUGUUCACUAUAAAUAUUUUUAUAUGGACAUUAAUUAGUGCAGAAAAUUAUUCACAGGACAAAUCUUUAUCAAAUUAUUGGCAAAAUAUUAAAGUUUGCAAUAUACCAUUCUGAAGAAAUGCUUUCUUAUAAAAAUUGUAAUAAAAUAAGUAGUAUAAAUAUGAUAAAGCAAACAAAUUUCUUAUAAAACCUAUGGUACUAAGAAAUUUAAUAGUAAAGUAGUAAAUUUAUUACUAAAGAAAUGCUUGGAUUUGCUAUACAAUAUUGGUGGCAACAGCUAAUUUCUGAUUACCUUUGGUAAAAUUCCCUACUCUGAGGACAAAAACAUCUACAAAUUGGCUCACAGCUGUUGGCUAGUCCAUGUGUGCAUGUAAGAGACUAUGAGCUGGAGAAUGAAAAUAUGCUAUAAGCUAUAAUUAUAAAUAACAUUGUUUGAACAAUAAAACCCAACCAAAACAUGUAAGCUUUGGAUUGCUCUGGACUUGGUUUGGAUAUGAUUUAUUUUUCAUAUUUUGCUAUAUCAAAUCCUACUCGCUAAGCAUUGCACUUUCAUAGGAAAUGUAGUGUAUAAAUGAGAGACUAACAGUUAUAAUCAGCAGAAAUUGUUUGUUUUCAGGAAUCCGGUCUCUCAGAAAAAUGUAUAUUCAGUGGGGCUAAUGGAGCAAUCACUCAACCAGCAGAAGCUAAGAAAAAGAAGUCAGGCUGAUGAGGAGGGGAAGAAAGAAGCGAAUACUGAGUGACUCCAUUCCUGAACUAAUGAAUUCAUGUGUGAACUCAACCAGCUGUGGUUUAUUCAGUCAACAGUUACUAAGCAAACUAUGAGUUAUAAGAAUGAACUACCUACUUUUCCCCAUCAAAUUGUGUUGUAUUGUAUUGUAUGACUUUAAAUAUAAUUAUGCAGU
Molecule: messenger RNA, 2262 nt
Organism: Protobothrops mucrosquamatus (brown spotted pit viper)
Lineage: Eukaryota; Metazoa; Chordata; Lepidosauria; Squamata; Viperidae
Gene: RAMP1
Product: receptor activity modifying protein 1
Exons: 4
Coding region: 329-742 (137 amino acids)
Biological process (GO): protein localization to plasma membrane; G protein-coupled receptor signaling pathway; cellular response to hormone stimulus
Cellular component (GO): cell surface; signaling receptor complex; membrane
Molecular function (GO): coreceptor activity
Source: RefSeq, a predicted model, not a curated record